This is a messenger RNA of Beauveria bassiana ARSEF 2860, 1734 nucleotides long. RefSeq names its product Cell division/GTP binding protein. Lineage: Eukaryota; Fungi; Ascomycota; Sordariomycetes; Hypocreales; Cordycipitaceae. The transcript has 2 exons. Gene Ontology annotation, cellular component: septin ring; septin complex; cytosol. Gene Ontology annotation, biological process: cytoskeleton-dependent cytokinesis. The coding region runs from base 1 to 1734 and encodes 577 amino acids. Gene Ontology annotation, molecular function: molecular adaptor activity; GTPase activity; GTP binding. The record is from RefSeq and is a predicted model, not a curated record.
AUGGAGCCUCCCGCUUCGCCUCCCGCCUCUCGGCGUCCCAGCUUCGGCAGCCUCCUGCGGCGCUCCAAGAGCGGCGACAUAGGCAAGAAGGCUCAGGCUGCUCGCGAAGCCGAGCUCGAGCGCCAGCGCCAGCGCCGCCCGCCUCGCCUUCCCGACCUUGCCAACACCGCCGACCAGCAGCUCUCAAAGUCACUUAGCACCCAGUUGCGUCUCGAUCCCGCCCAAUUCUCCUCCAACGGCCCUCAGGCGCCCUACAACGGGCCCAGUCACUUCAACGCCGGACGCUACGACUCCUCGGGCAGCAUCGCCAACUCUCGCAGCUACACCAACAACGCUGCCCCGCCCCCCAUCCCAGCGACUCAUCAUCCUGUUCAGCCGCCGCCCUUCGAUCCCUACGCAGCCACCGAGAGCAUGACGCACCGAGGCAGGUACAGCUACGCCAGCAGUGCCAUCAGCACCAUCAACAGCCCUAGAAGGGUGCGCCGUCGCAAGGAUCCUACCCCUUUCAAUGGCUCUGCCGCUCUCUCUCUGUGUCAAUGGAGUCUCGCCUUCCUUCAUCUUCGCGCUUGCCGCUGCCUGUCUCACCAUGCCACUUUGUGCCAACCAAGUCUCGUGUUCUUCAUCAUGGCUCUCGCCGCUGACUCGUCUGCCAGUGUUCUCGUCAUUGGCGCUAAAGACUCGGGAAAAACCUCUUUUCUCGAAUUCCUCAAAACCGCCCUCGCUUUGCCUCCUAGACGCCGUCCCAGGAAACAGGAGCAGCCAGAGUAUCAGGCACCGCUGCCUGCCGAGGGCAACUUUGUUCCUCACUACCUCGAGACGGAAAUCGAUGGCGAGAGCAUUGGCCUGACUAUUUGGGAUUCCGAAGGCCUCGAGAAGAAUGUCGUCGAUCUCCAGCUCAGAGAAAUGUCGGCCUUUAUCGAAAGCAAAUUUGACCAAACCUUUGCUGAAGAGAUGAAAGUGGUGCGCUCGCCUGGUGUGCAGGACACCCACAUUCACGCCGUCUUUCUCAUGCUCGAUCCUGCUCACAUCGACCGCAACAUUGCCAACGCGCGCAAGAUGCAGAUGCAGCCCGAUGACAAUCAAAAUGGCUUUCGCUCCAGCAAUACCAAAGUCACGGGCGCUCUUGACUAUGACAUGGGUCUCCAGGUCUUGCGCUCGCUCCAUAGGAAGACGACCGUGAUUCCCGUCGUUGGCAAAGCCGACACCAUUCCCACAAAGCACAUGAACGUCCUCAAACGCGCCGUUUGGGACAGCAUUCGCCUAAAUAAUCUCGACCCGCUCGAAACUCUUGGUCUCGAAGACGAAUUCAGCAGCGUUAUUAACGAAGAAGAUGAGGAUAUUGAGGCCGACUCGGAUACCCUACCCCAGGACAUGAGCGGCGACUCUGACACGCCGCCCGGCUUGAGCCCGGUCAAGCGUUCCCCCGGCAAGCGAGUCUCGUCGCAAACCAUGAUUCGUCACAAGGCUUCUCAGGAAAACAAGGAAGAGGAGCUACCAUUUUUACCUCUUUCUACCAUCAGCCCUGAUUUGUACGAGCCCAGCGUCGUCGGCCGCCAGUUUCCCUGGGGCUUUGCCGAUCCCUACAACGAGACGCACUGCGAUUUUCAGCGGCUCAAGGAGGCCGUUUUCAGCGAGUGGCGCAACGACUUGCGCGAGGCUAGCAAGGAGCAGUGGUAUGAAGGCUGGCGAACAAACAAGCUCAAACACCGCGAAAACUCGUACCGUCGUCGCUAG